This is a messenger RNA of Fraxinus pennsylvanica, 981 nucleotides long. Lineage: Eukaryota; Viridiplantae; Streptophyta; Magnoliopsida; Lamiales; Oleaceae. The record is from the annotation of a GenBank genome assembly.
AUGGGGGAGGAAGAAAAGAAACCAGAGGAAGCAAAGAAGCCUGAGGAAGAAAUGAAGAAAGAAGAAGCCCCGAAAGCUAAUGAGAAACAGGGUAAUGAAAAGAAGGAGGAAAAGAAAUCCAAGGAACCGCUGCCACCACCGCCGCCGCAAGAAAUCAUUUUGAAAGUCUACAUGCAUUGUGAAGGCUGUGCCACAAAAGUCCGCAGAUGCCUCAAGGGCUUCCAAGGAGUAGAGGAUGUAACAACAGAUUGCAAGACGAGUAAGGUGAUUGUGAAAGGUGAAAAGGCAGAUCCAAUUAAGGUUUUGGAAAGGGUUCAAAGGAAGAGCCACCGUCAGGUGGAGCUUCUGUCUCCAAUCCCAAAACCGCCAGCGGAAGAACCUAAGAAACCCGAAGAAAAAGAGGUGGCUAAAGCAGAAGAGAAAAAACCAGAGCCUCCGGUGAUUACAGUAGUCUUGCAAGUUUACAUGCAUUGUGAGGCUUGUGCUCAAGUAAUCAGAAAGCGAAUACAGAGAAUGGAAGGAGUGGAAAGUGCAGAGCCAGACCUAAACAGUUCACAAGUGACAGUAAAAGGUGUGUUUGAGCCUGAAAAUCUUGUUAAUUAUGUAUACAAGAGAACGGGAAAGCAAUCGGUGAUCUUGAAGUCAGAGCCAGUGAAGAAAGAGGAGAAAGAGAAAGACGGUAAAGACGAGAAGAAAGCCAAGAAGGGAGAAAAAGGAGCCAAGAAAGGUGGUGAAGAGGCUAAAGAAAACAAGGAUGGAGGCGGGGACAAUGGUGGCGCUAGCGGUGGCGGUGAAGAACCACCGGCUAAACCCGAGGUCGAGCCCGAGGUCGACACCAUACUAGAGUUGAAAAAGAAUGAACUCAACUAUUACUACCCUCAAAACUAUCAGAUUCAACCUCAAAGAUUUGUCCAAGAGAAUUAUGAAUAUGCUCCUCAGAUCUUCAGUGAUGAAAACCCUAAUGCAUGUUCUGUUAUGUAA